Molecule: messenger RNA, 1548 nt
Organism: Macrosteles quadrilineatus (aster leafhopper)
Lineage: Eukaryota; Metazoa; Arthropoda; Insecta; Hemiptera; Cicadellidae
Product: tetraspanin-18-like
Exons: 9
Coding region: 132-1052 (306 amino acids)
Cellular component (GO): membrane
Source: RefSeq, a predicted model, not a curated record
CGCGAUCUUUCGCCCGUGUAUUCUGAAGCUCCUUUAUUGAGCUGCCGAAGUGAGCUGUUGCAGGAUUAACUGUUGCAGUUGUAUGGAAAAACUCCCGAACAACCCUGCCAAUAGGUGAGCUGGGGCUAAAAAUGGCUCUAUGCACCACUCCAACGUGUUCAAGAGGAAUAGUUAUAUUCUUCAAUUUUCUAUUUUGGGUGACGGGGUCCUGCCUGAUACUACUGGGGUUCUACGUGCUGUUGGAUGCCUCCAAAGCCCAUCUUCUUCACCUAGUCGCCACCGAGGGUGAGGCAAAGUACUGCAUUGUUGUAAUCUCCUACACGUUGUUCCUCAUCGGCUGCGGGAUGAUGGGACUAGUGUUCAUGGGCUGCUGCAAACUGCACUCCAAGCCUUGGCUUAUCACUACGUACCUUACAAUUAUGGUGGUCCUGGAACUUAUUGAGAUCAUCGCCAUCUUGGUGAUCGCCACUUCUCGCAGCUCGAUGCUGAUUGACCUGCAGGGCAGACUCAGUGACCAGCUGAAGACAGACUACGGUCACCAGAACAACAACAACAUCAACACCCACGGCAACAACGUCUUCACACAAUCCCUCGACUAUGCGCAGUACACGUUCAACUGCUGUGGCGUGGAGGGACCUCAUGAGUAUAGCUUAACAAGAUGGUACAAUGACUCUGGCCAGAGCAAAGAACCCAGGAACGUUCCCAUCACUUGCUGUGCCAGGUUUACCUCUGAGGAGAACAGUGCGGGAAGUCCAAUAAGUGUUGUGUCCAGAGUUUUUCACGGAACUGUGGAAGAAGUGUGGCAAAACCCGAAAUUAAAUAAUGAGACUGCUUGUCAAAGGAACAGACCGAGAGCGCGAUAUUCCACAGGCUGCUGGGAGCCUAUAAAGGAGUGGUUUUUGUCCCAAAGUUUAAUACUAAUGCUUGUUCUCAUAGUCAUCAUGGGUUUACAGCUGGUUAGUAUCGGCUUCUUCGUUGUUCUUCUCAAGAACGUCUGCGAGCUGAAAGACCAGGCACCAUCAGCGCCAAGAAGAACCAGCUCUGGAGGCUAAUGGAACUGCAGCUGGAACAGGUUAUAAAGUGGGAACAGGUUCCAAAGCUGGACCUGGAAAUGGAAGCCUCAACUGGAAAUGGAACUACGUCACAAUGUGCCUCGUUCGAGGCUAGUCUACAACUGUAUUACUGGAACCAGGACUUUCCGUGUCAAUCGUGUGCCUCUUUAUUUUAAGACUUUUAGUGCAUAAAAUGCAAAGUUCGUAUAAGAUUGUUAAAAUUGAAUAUAUUUAUGUAAAAUAGGAAGAUAAGUAUGAAGGACGACGAGUAUUUCUCCACAGCAACUAAAUGGUGGCUUUGUAUCCUUUCUAAUGUUUGUACUAUUAUUCUGAUAUAUUAUUUUAGUUAAAUUUUGGAAUUGCCUUGUAAAAAAAUGUUUUGGGGAGAUUUACUCUUACAUAUUUUAUUACGAAGGGAAAAUCUGUUAAAGAUGAAUUUUGGAGUGUGCGAAAUGAUUAUGGUUACAGAUUAUUUGUUUCAAGAGAGUUUAACAAU